GGAGGUGGAGAUUCGUGAUGUGAACGACAACUCCCCCGUGUUCCCGGAGAAGGAGAUGGUUUUAGAGAUUCUGGAAACGGCAUCCCCUGGGUCCCGUUUCCCUCUGGAAAGCGCCCAAGACCAGGACGUGGGCAGUAACGGCUUGCAGAACUACAGCCUUGGAUCAAAUUUACAUUUCUCCCUCGCUCUGGAAACAGGGAAAAAUGGAAUGAAAUAUGCUGAGCUCAUCCUACAGCACCAGCUGGACCGCGAAGAACAGCGAGAGAUGAAUUUACUUAUCACGGCCACCGACGGGGGGUCGCCACCCAGGUCAGGGACGGCUCAGGUCCGGAUCGUGGUGAUGGAUGCCAAUGACAACACCCCAGUCUUCGCUCGGGAGGUCUACGAGGUGCGCGUGACCGAGAACAGCCCUCCGGAGCAGCUGGUGGUCAGAGUAACGGCCGCUGAUCCCGACGAAGGGUCCUACGGGAAAGUGCGGUACGCCUUCACCCAGACAACGGAGCGGUCCCGGCAGCUCUUCGAGCUUAACCCCGCCACCGGGGAGAUACGGGUAGCGGGCAACCUGGAUUUCGAGGAAGCGAAAACCCACGAGAUGGUGGUAAAAGCCACUGACGGCGGGGGGCUGUCGGCGCAUUGCAAAGUGCAGGUGGAGAUCCUGGACAUGAAUGACAACGCUCCGGAGAUCUCGCUCACCUCCCUCACAGCCUCUAUCGCUGAGGCCGCUCCUCCCCUCACCGUGGUGGCCCUGUUCAUUGUGCAGGACCGGGACUCCGGGGACAACGGCAGGACAGAGUGUUCGAUCGACGGGGACUUGCCCUUCAGUCUCACCCGGACGUUUGAUAACUGCUACGAACUGAGAACAAACGCGGUCCUGGACAGGGAGACGACAGCAGAAUACAACAUCACCAUCACAGCCACGGACUGGGGCACGACGAGGCUCAGCUCCCGGAAAAACCUCUUUGUGCAGAUAUCGGACGUGAAUGAUAAUUCCCCAGAGUUCACCCAGGAGGGUUAUACCAUGUCGGUCACUGAGAACAACAGCCCCAUGCUCCGGAUAGGCAGCGUGAACGCCACGGACGCCGACGCGGGGAGCAACGCCCGCAUAAACUACGCGCUGGUGCAGCAGGAAGGCAAGGAGAAGCCCGUCGUGUCGGUCAACUCAGAAAAUGGGGAUGUUUAUAUCCUCCGCCCGAUGGACUACGAGGAGGUGCGCGCCUUCGAGGUGGCGGUACGAGCUACCGACGGCGGCUCGCCGCCCCUCAGCGCCCAGACUGUGCUGCGCGUGGUAGUGCGGGACGAGAACGACAACGCACCUCUCGUGCUGCACCCACCUCCCGAUAGCAGUGCUGCGACGGGUGAGCUGGUGCCGCGCUGGGCUCGGGCAGGCUACCUGGUGGCCAAGGUGGUGGCGGUGGACUCGGACGCGGGGCAGAACGCGUGGCUGUCGUACGAGCUGGCAAAGGCAUCGGAGCCGGGGCUGUUCCGCGUGGGGCUGCACAGCGGCGAGGUGCGCACGGUGCGGGCCGUGUCAGAGAAGGACGCGUCCCGGCAGAGGCUGGUCGUCCUGGUGCGGGACCAGGGGCAGCCGCCGCGCUCCGCCACUGCCACCCUCGGCAUCACCCUCGUGGACGGCUUCUCCGAUGCCCAUCUGCGAGUGAGCGAGGAGGUACCAGCAUCUGAGCCAGACGGGCCGCUGACUCUGUACCUCAUUUCCUCCCUGGCCUGCGUGUCGGCGCUAUUUCUGGCCACCGCGGUGGGCGCCUUAGCCAUGAAGGUGCGGCAGGCCAGGCAGAGUGAAGUGGAGUCCUUGCCCACGUUUCCGACGGCUUCCACAGAUAGCAACGAGGGCUCCCUGCCCCGCAGCUACCUGUACGACGUCUGCUUCGCCACUGGGACCGUCAACAGCGAGUUUCGGUUCCUAAGGCCCCUCUUGCCCUGCUUCCCCGCCGGGCUGCCCGCCGGCCAGGGCGAACAGCGGAGUUCGGUGUGCUCACAAGACGCGGCUAUCCCCGGAGAGGGAGGCGGCUGGUCUGCACAGGGCAAAGCUCCCCUCCCCGAAGGUGUGGGUCCAGGCCCCGCAGAAGCAGCCUGCACUGCGAGCAGGGGGUUGGAGCUACAUGUCAGUUCUGAUCAAAACCCUUGACUCACCCGGUAGUAAGUGAAGAGAGAGACAAGCACGCCUGUCCUCAUUGAUGAACGUCCUCAGAGGGAAAAGGGAACAGAGACCAAACACCCACCAAAAAGUACCAGGGAGGUACAAAGCUUCCCUGUGUGAGCAAAACCACUCUUCUCUUGAGCAGUUCUUUAUUCAUGUAGGUAUUUUGUAAUUAUGAUAUGGAUGAAGGAGGAGAACUGUAACUCAUGAUGAUUACACCGAGACUUGUAUGAUUGUGAGAGUGCUACUGCUUCUAAAUGGGAAAUACUGAACACUGGAGGCAGGUCUUCAAGAUAACUUUUUCCCACAUAAUCUUUUAUUUGUUGUUGUUUGUUUGUUUUUCUUUUGGAGAGAAAUCUUUAACCAUGUCUUAAUUUUCUUCAGCCUGUUCAACACCAGGACAAGCAGAUACUAAACAAAAUGAAGUGGUGCUUGCAAAGAAAUUCCUUAGUAGCAAGCCGAAGCCGGUUACAUUAAAAACAGCUGAUAUUGGCACACUUUCUAUGUGUGACCAGAAAUUUACCGGGUCUCCAUAUUGUAAAGAGUGAGAUUACGCAAUGUAUUCAAUUUUAUUUUCCAUAACGUAAGGUUGGAAUUAACAUUUCAUCGAGUAGAAACUAGUAGAGAAUUAAACGUACCAUUUGUGGGUU
This is a messenger RNA of Melopsittacus undulatus (budgerigar), 2805 nucleotides long. Its product is annotated as protocadherin beta-15-like. The coding region runs from base 56 to 2143 and encodes 695 amino acids. The record is from RefSeq and is a predicted model, not a curated record. Gene Ontology annotation, cellular component: plasma membrane. Gene Ontology annotation, molecular function: calcium ion binding. Lineage: Eukaryota; Metazoa; Chordata; Aves; Psittaciformes; Psittaculidae. The transcript has 2 exons. Gene Ontology annotation, biological process: homophilic cell-cell adhesion.